Molecule: messenger RNA, 1642 nt
Organism: Triticum urartu
Lineage: Eukaryota; Viridiplantae; Streptophyta; Magnoliopsida; Poales; Poaceae
Product: putative FBD-associated F-box protein At1g32375
Molecular function (GO): protein binding
Source: RefSeq, a predicted model, not a curated record
AAAAAAAUUCCCCCCAUUCCGUCCCAGCAGAGCCGCACCACCCAAAUCCCCUGUUCCCGCGGCCGGACAUGAACAGGACGGUGGCGGCGAUACCCGCCGUCAGGAAGAGGGAGGCGGAGGCUCAGGCCGCGGCGCCCGCACCCAAGAGGCUCACGUCCGCCGGAACCGCCGGGCGAAGGCCACGGAAGCGGAUCCGCGAGGAUAAGCUUGUCAGCGACGGGGAUCUCAUCAGCAAACUCCCCGAUGACAUCCUCGGCACCAUCAUCUCCCUCCUCCCCACCAAAGACGGCGCCCGCACGCAGGCCAUCGCUCGCAGAUGGCGCCCUCUCUGGCGCUCAGCGCCUCUCAACCUCCACGCCUCCUACCACCUCUGCUCCAAACAGUUCAAGCGCCUCUCCGUCGUCUCCAGGAUCCUCUCCGACCACCCUGGACCUGCCCGCCGUUUCGUCUUCCGCCUCGUCCGCCUCCACAAAGCGAAAAAAAGGCACGCCGAGGAAGCCGCUCAGAUCGAGAACUGGUUCCACUCCCGAGCCCUCAGAAACCUUAAGGAGCUCGAUAUCAGCUUCGACCUCUUGGACUAUGUACAUGAGAAGCUUUAUCCGCUGCCCUCAUCAGUGUUCUGCUUAGCACCAACUCUCCUCGUGGCCGUAAUCAGCUUCUGCGAAUUCCCCAAGGAGAUCACUCAUUCACUUAGUUUUCCGUUGCUCAAGCAGCUCAUCCUGCGGCGCGUAUCCAUCUGCCAGGAUGUCUUCCAUGGGGUGCUCUCUGCCUGCCAUCUGUUGGAGUCGCUUGAAUUGAAGGAAAUUCGUGAUACUAAUUGCUUGCGCAUUAGCUCGGCAACUCUUAGGAGUGUGAGCCUCUGCGCUUGUUUUGCAGCCAAAGGAGAAUUGUUCAUUGAAGACGCCCCUCUCCUUGAAAGGCUGCUACUACCUUGUCCGCGCGAAGGGGGUGAGAUUAUUCGGAUAAUCCAGGCACCUAAACUGGAGAUACUGGGCCUUUUGUCUCCCCGCAUCUCCAAAAUUGAGAUUGCUAAUGUAGUCUUCCAGAGUUUAACCCCAACAAGCUUGAAUAAUACGAUAGCCACAGUGAAGGUUUUGGCUCUCGAGUUUCCAGUCCCUGAUUUGAAUGCUGUUAUUGACGUCUUAAGAUGCUUCCCGUGCUUGGAAAAGCUUCAUGUCAUUUGGGAGAAAUACUUGAAGAUAGGUACGAAAAAUGCACGUCAGUAUGACCCAUUAGAUCCAGUCAAAGGCCUUGAUACCCAUCUAAAAAAACUGGUAUUGAAAAAUUACGAGGGCAAUGAGCAAGAUGUUGGCUUUGCCAAGUUCUUUAUUUUGAACGCAAAAGUGCUGAAGGAACUCAAAUUUGGAGUCAGUCAUAGGAUCAACAAACAAUGGGUGGCUGAUCAAUACAGGCUGCUAGAAAUGGAAAAUAGAGCUUCUCAAGGCGCUCAAUUGGAAUUCAUACAAAAUGAUGAUGUGUCGUCUUUGGAUGCCCAUGAUUUGUCAACUGCCGAUCCCUUUUAACUGUUAUUUUGUAAAUGAAGAUGAAUAGAUGACGAUAUUUCAGAAUAAGCAUGCCAAUGGUUUAUCUGUGACUUUGCAGACAAGGUUGAUUAUAUACCUGAGGAAUCUAAUGUCUUUUA